ACUAUAACACACACACAAAGAGCCUGAUUACGAUCGUCACACACACACACUCACCGUCUAAUCACCUGUAUCUAUAAUAAUAUAAAUAUACAUACAUAUAUACUCACAUAGAGAGAAAGAUACGAUUUCCAAAUAAUCCAAUAAACCGCCUAAUCUCCCCCAAUCAAUCAAUCUCUUCAUUCCUCUCUGCAUGAUCUUAAUUCUCUACUCCAUCUGCUUCCUUUUCAAGCAAUCUCUCAUCACUAAUAAUGGCGUUAUUAGAUCCGCCUAACAUCGCCGAAUCCACCACCGCCUUACGACGUCGUACCACCACUGUAAAACCACCUGAUGCCGACGGUUAUUGCGACAAUUCCUCAUCAUCCAAUAAUAAUAUUAAUAAUAAUAAUAAUGAGAACGGAAACGAACAGAUCCGAGCUGGUGAGGUUGUUACGAAUGCAAACGGAGAGAAGAUAGAGCAGAAGAAAGGAGUUGAAAGUCAGACGAGUGUGUUGCGUUAUGCGUAUCGCCCGUCUUCUCCGGCGCAUCGGAGGAUUAAGGAGUCUCCUCUUAGCUCUGAUGCUAUCUUCAAGCAGAGUCAUGCAGGCCUCUUUAACCUUUGCAUAGUGGUGCUUGUUGCUGUAAAUAGUAGGCUCAUCAUUGAGAAUCUGAUGAAGUAUGGAUUAUUGAUCAAUUCCAAUUUUUGGUUCAGUUCAAGAUCAUUAAGAGAUUGGCCACUUCUAAUGUGCUGCCUCUCUCUUCUGCUCUUUCCUCUUGCUGCUUACAUUGUUGAAAAAUUAGCUUGGAAAAAACGUAUAUUAGACCCUAUUGUAAUCGCUCUACAUGUUAUAAUAACUACCGCUGCAAUUCUGUAUCCAGUUUUCAUGAUUCUAAGGUUUGGCUCAGCUGUUCUAUCAGGUGUUACAUUGAUGCUGUGUGCUUGCAUUAACUGGUUAAAGUUGACAUCUUUUGUGCAUACAAGUUACGACAUGCGGUCCCUUGUGAAUUCAACUGACAAGGGAGAAGCAGAGUCCACAUCUUCAAAUAUUGAGUUAUUUUAUGACGUAGACUUCAAUAGCUUGGUUUAUUUCAUGGUUGCUCCUACUUUGUGUUACCAGAGAAGCUAUCCUCGCACCGCAUUUAUUCGAAAGGGUUGGGUGUUACGACAAUUGAUCAAGCUAGUAAUAUUUACUGGGUUCAUGGGAUUCAUCAUUGAACAAUAUAUCAAUCCAAUUGUCAAAAAUUCUCGACAUCCACUGAAAGGAGACAUUUUAUACGCAAUUGAGCGGGUUCUAAAGCUUUCAGUUCCAAACUUAUACGUUUGGCUCUGUAUGUUUUACUGUUUUUUUCAUCUUUGGUUAAAUAUACUUGCUGAGCUUCUUCGUUUUGGGGAUCGUGAGUUUUAUAAAGAUUGGUGGAAUGCACAGACUAUUGAAGAGUACUGGAGACUUUGGAAUAUGCCUGUUCAUAAAUGGAUUGUAAGGCAUCUCUAUUUUCCUUGCUUGCGUAAUGGAAUACCUAGGGGUUCUGCCAUCUUGAUUGCAUUUUUCAUGUCUGCUGUGUUCCAUGAGCUCUGUAUCGCUGUUCCCUGCCACAUUUUCAAAUUUUGGGCCUUUAUUGGGAUCAUGUUUCAGGUACCGUUGGUCUUACUGACGAAUUACUUGCAGAACAAGUUCCAAAACUCAAUGGUGGGAAAUAUAAUCUUCUGGUGCAUCUUUAGCAUUUUUGGUCAACCCAUGUGUGUAUUACUCUACUAUCAUGACGUCAUGAAUCAGAAGGUGAAUAAUGGCAAGUGAAUUUUAAACAAGACACAUUCUCCUUGUUCUUAGAAAGCAAUUUUGUAGCAAGUUUGAUGUGAAAUCAACCGUGAUCAUGUAAUGUGUGCGCUGCUUACACAUAUCAUGAUAGUAGAUGUCAAUUAACUGUUAACCAUCGACUGUCAUCAGUUGGUCGGUGGUCUUAAAACGUGUUAAUUGUAAUAUAGUUUUCACAAAAUUUAAAUCAUGUCACUCAUACUUACCCCUAUUA
Helianthus annuus (common sunflower) is the source of this 2004-nucleotide messenger RNA. RefSeq names its product diacylglycerol O-acyltransferase 1. Gene Ontology annotation, biological process: triglyceride biosynthetic process. The record is from RefSeq and is a predicted model, not a curated record. Gene Ontology annotation, cellular component: endoplasmic reticulum membrane; chloroplast envelope. Gene Ontology annotation, molecular function: diacylglycerol O-acyltransferase activity. Lineage: Eukaryota; Viridiplantae; Streptophyta; Magnoliopsida; Asterales; Asteraceae. Bases 249 to 1772 code for a protein of 507 amino acids. The transcript is spliced from 16 exons.